CGGCUCGAGGCUGUCGACCGGCAAACCGACAGAUCUCCUCCAGCGCAGAUAGCUCCAUCUGCAGCCCCUUGGUGAGUAUCACGAGCGCUACCGGCUUCACGUAUCGAGCGAGGGCUGGCGAGGCCUCUGUCGGUCCCUCCUUGCCCGAGUACACUGUCUUAUGCUCGCUCUUUUGCGCUUGCUUUCUUUCAGACUAUUGCCUUUCCUUUGGCCCUGUACGUUCUAGGACAGACAUCUGCGGUGCCCCUCGCAAGCUCUACCGUCGAUACAUACGUCCUUGCCGCCGUCUCUGUUCUCACCAAAAGCCGAGCAUCUCUCCUUCACGAUCAGGAACAGGUCAAACAGCGCACCACUCGAGGUCAUCUCCCUUCCUUCUAGGUUCUGAUCAUGCUCUCAUCCUUCUUGUUGCUUUCCUUCUAGAUCCUCACUCGUUCUUGUGUCUCUGCCUCGAAGCCCAACAGCUGUUACCCUCGCGUCUGACAAGGCCAGGGACUGACACGAUGACAGAGGAAAGCGCUCCGGUUGCCUCUACUUCUGCCGCCGAGGGAGAGAUCUCAGCGCCGGCAGUCAAGAGACAGAGAUCCAACUCGCUCGCUGCUGCCAAUACCGAGACAGAAGCGAAACGGCCCAACCUGUCCAAUGACGAACUUACCGGGGCAACAGCGGUAGCGAGUACAGCUACUGCUCCGCCCGCUACCACCGCGUCUGUUGCGAUAGACGCUCCUCCUGCACCUGUCGCGGCAAGCAGUCCAGGUGAACUAGGCACGUCAGAUCCUGCAGGCAUUCGCAAUGGCACAGAUUCGGGCGCGCUCUCACCCCCACCUCCGCCCUCUGCGACUGGCUCGGGCGCUGCGAUCGCGACGGCUGCCAAUCCUCAUGUCACUCUGCGUGCUCUGAUUGUCACGCAAGACGCCAGCAUCAUCAUUGGCAAGGGCGGUCAGUCGAUCAAGGAAAUUCGCGAAAAGGCUGGCGUCAAAGUCCUCGUGUCCGAAUCGAUCCCGAAUAAUCCAGAGCGUAUCUUGAAUGUUUCCGGUCUACUCGAUGGCGUCUCAAAGGCCUUUGGUCUGAUUGUUCGUCGCAUCAAUGACGAGCCCUUCGACGUGCCUUCUGUGCCUGGUUCACGUGCAGUCACAAUCAGAUUCAUUGUGCCGAAUCAUCGCAUGGGAUCCAUCAUCGGCAAGCAAGGCGCAAAGAUCAAGGAGAUCCAAGACGCUAGCGGCGCUCGCCUGCAGGCUACCGAAUCAAUGCUUCCCGGCUCCACAGAGCGCAUUCUAUCCAUCUCAGGCGUAGCAGAUGCCAUCCACAUCGCGGUCUACUAUACCGGAGCCAUCCUUGCCGAGCAUAGCGAUCGUGCCGUCAACAACACGCCUUACCGUCCCGGUCUUCCUCCCACAUCCUAUGGUCCUCCGCCGCCCCGUCCUGGCUCUGGCCCGAGUGCAGGUGGCUACUAUCCUCCCGCGCCACCCCAUCACGAUCCCUACCGUGUUGCAGCUCCCAUGGUCAAUCCGACAGGUUAUCACGAUCCCUACCGUGGCAUGGGUGGACCUCCUGCCGCUAUGGCGCCUCCCCAACACGGCCAAGCUCCUCAGCAGCACUUCGCCGCCCCGCCUGUUCAGGGUAUGCCUCCCGCACAAGCCCAAGCGACGACUUCCGCAAUGCCCUUUGGACCGCCUCCCGUUGCUACUGGACCCGUCGGUCCCAACCAGACCCAGCAAGUCUAUAUCCCCAACGAGCUCGUCGGACCUAUCAUCGGCAAAGGUGGCUUGAAGAUCAACGAGCUCCGCAACAACUCGGGCGCGCACAUCAAGAUCAUGGAGCCCUCUGAAGGUGGUCUCAAUCCCAACGGAGAGCGUCUUGUGAAUGUGUCCGGUCAGCCUGCUAACAUCCAGAUGGCCGUACAAAUGCUCUACCAACGUCUCGAGCAGGAAAAGGCAAACAAAAUGAAUCAGGGCUAUAGCGGCUACUAGCUAUUCUCAUGACGACGUCUCGCAGCUGAGCAGUGUAUCACGAGGUCUAGAUUGUUCAGCAAAUGAAAGCGAUAGCUUGCUUAGCAUCAGCAAAGCUCAUUGCAUGUCAUCAAUUUCCAUGCUCGUC
Molecule: messenger RNA, 2094 nt
Organism: Mixia osmundae IAM 14324
Lineage: Eukaryota; Fungi; Basidiomycota; Mixiomycetes; Mixiales; Mixiaceae
Exons: 5
Coding region: 501-1967 (488 amino acids)
Biological process (GO): regulation of gene expression; regulation of RNA metabolic process
Cellular component (GO): cytoplasm; nucleus
Molecular function (GO): mRNA binding
Source: RefSeq, a predicted model, not a curated record